This is a messenger RNA of Pyrus x bretschneideri (Chinese white pear), 1894 nucleotides long. Its product is annotated as endoglucanase 11-like. NCBI's taxonomy places the organism in Eukaryota, Viridiplantae, Streptophyta, Magnoliopsida, Rosales, Rosaceae. The record is from RefSeq and is a predicted model, not a curated record. Gene Ontology annotation, molecular function: hydrolase activity, hydrolyzing O-glycosyl compounds. Gene Ontology annotation, biological process: carbohydrate metabolic process. The transcript has 5 exons. The coding region runs from base 151 to 1701 and encodes 516 amino acids.
CCUAUCAAAGCCUAAACACACAAUUUAGUAGACACAAAGUUAGUUUUCAAACUGACAAAGUGAGCUAGCUCACUUUUCCCAUCCUUCCCUUCACUCCUUUGGAGAAAGGAACAAAACUUCAGAGGAGGGAAGAAAUUUAAAGACUUAACAAUGGAGGAGAAGAAGACACAACGGCAGCAUCAUCAUGUUCUUCUUCUUCUACUCACCUUCAACAUUUUCACCACCGCCAGAGCUUUAAAUUACAGUGAUGCCCUCACAAAGAGCCUCCUCUACUUCGAAUCGCAACGCUCCGGCCGCCUCCCGUACAACCAGAGAGUCACCUGGCGUGACCAUUCCGGCCUCACCGAUGGCCUAGAGCAAGGGGUGGACUUGGUAGGAGGAUAUUACGAUGCCGGCGACCACGUCAAGUUCGGACUGCCGAUGGCAUUUACGGUGACGAUGCUGUCGUGGAGUGUUAUAGAAUACCGGCAGCAAAUUGCGGCCGCCGGAGAAUUGGAACAUGCAAUGGAGGCGAUCAAAUGGGGGACUGAUUAUUUCAUCAAAGCUCACACUAGUCCCAAUGUGUUAUGGGCAGAGGUGGGCGAUGGGGACACUGAUCAUUACUGCUGGCAACGGCCGGAGGACAUGACCACAUCAAGGCAAGCUUACAAGAUAGAUGAGAAAAAUCCCGGGUCGGAUCUUGCCGGAGAGACCGCCGCUGCAAUGGCGGCCGCGGCCUUAGUGUUCAAGAAAAGUAAUUCACAUUACUCUCACCUCCUCCUACACCAUGCCCAGCAGUUGUUUGAGUUUGGGGACAAGUAUAGGGAGAAGUACGAUGGGAGCUUGGGAGUGGUGAAGAGCUACUAUGCAUCGGUGAGUGGGUUUAAGGACGAGUUGUUGUGGGCAGCUUUGUGGCUAUACAAAGCCACCGACAAUGAGGAGUAUUUGAAGUAUGUAAUUAACAAGGCUCAUAGCUUUGGUGGCAUUGGUUGGGCAAUUACAGAGUUCAGUUGGGACGUUAAGUACGCUGGCCUUCAACUCCUUGCGUCAAAGUUGCUUUUAGAAGAAAAACACAUGAAACACUCUCACAUACUGGAGUUGUAUAAAUCAAAAGCAGACUACUACAUGUGCUCAUGCCUAAACAAAAAUACUGCCACCAAAAAUGUGGAACGCACACCGGCAGGCCUACUGUACGUAAGGCAAUGGAACAACAUGCAGUACGUUUCAACAGCUUCAUUCCUCCUAACAGUCUACUCAGACUUCCUCAAAACCUCGAACCGAAAGCUCAGCUGCCAUGGCGGAACGGCAGGCCAUGAAGAAGUCCUCAGCUUUGCUAAAUCGCAGAUAGAUUAUAUUUUGGGCUCCAACCCCUUGAACAUGAGCUACUUGGUGGGAUAUGGACCAAAAUACCCUCAGAGGGUGCACCACAGAGGAGCGUCCGUGGAGUCAUAUCGGGAGAACAAAGGGUUCAUUGGGUGCACACAAGGGUAUGAUAAUUGGUACGGCAGGGAAGAGCCAAACCCUAAUGUUUUGGUCGGGGCUUUGGUUGGAGGGCCUGAUUGCAAAGAUAAUUUUGUGGACAGGAGGGAUAAUUACAUGCAGACUGAGGCCUGCACUUACAAUACAUCACCAUUGGUGGGGGUUUUUGCAAAGUUUUCAGAAUUGGAGGUCCAAAAGAACGUGGAUCAGGGGCAAAAUUUGGAUUUGGUUGCUUCUUAUUAGGUAUAUGAUAUUGUGGUGGGGAAAGAGUGCUGGGGUUAUAACUUGUAAUCCCAUUUUUUGGCUUUGUCAUGGCGGCUGAACGAAAGGUGUUCUAGCUAGCCCAUUCUGUGCCUUCAUUGUUGUAAUAUCUAAGUGUUUAUAUAAGUAUAAAGGAAAAGGUUUAGUCACGCCCACCAAACUCGUGACCUUCUUC